Messenger RNA from Scophthalmus maximus (turbot), 4447 nucleotides. RefSeq names its product lysyl oxidase homolog 4. Gene Ontology annotation, biological process: peptidyl-lysine oxidation. NCBI's taxonomy places the organism in Eukaryota, Metazoa, Chordata, Actinopteri, Pleuronectiformes, Scophthalmidae. The record is from RefSeq and is a predicted model, not a curated record. Gene Ontology annotation, cellular component: membrane. Bases 159 to 2882 code for a protein of 907 amino acids. The transcript has 15 exons. Gene Ontology annotation, molecular function: copper ion binding; protein-lysine 6-oxidase activity.
UGGAUGAAGCAGCAGAUCUGAGGGAGUGACAGAAAAAGAAAGAGGGAGGGAAAAGAGGAGAAUAGAGAGACAGCAGGACCAAACUUGCUGCCUUCUUUGAGUCCAGUGCUCUCUCCCUCCUUUCUCCCAGUGACUCCAGGCUGAGACCAACAGAAAGGAUGCUGUGCCUCAGCUCCCUGUCCACCCUCUUCCUCCUGCUUCUCCUCUGCCCCGCUCCACUCUCGGCCCAGGAGGUGCUCGUACGCCUCGCAGGCGUGGGCCGGCGCAGUGCAAACGAGGGACGCGUGGAGGUGUUCUAUAAUGGAGCGUGGGGGACCGUGUGCGAUGACGAGGUAGAUCUAAAUCUAGCCAACGUGGUGUGCCAGCAGCUGGGCUACCAGCGCAGCUUUACCUGGGCGCACAGUGCCAAGUUUGGUGAGGGACAAGGUCUGAUCUGGUUGGACAAUGUGCGCUGCAAGGGCUCAGAGCUCUCUAUUGCAGAAUGUCGUUCCAACGGGUGGGGGAUCAAUGACUGCACCCACGCAGAGGACCUGGGGGUCAUUUGCAGCCCUAAGAGGAGACCUGGCUUUCCCCCUGUCUCCUUGGAGGAGGCCCCCUCCUCCUCUAGGAACCAGCCCAACCAACCAAGACAGAGAAACCCACCUCCAGCGCCAGCGCAGUCUGCGUACCCCCCAGCUCCACCCGCAACCCCAGCUGACCUCUCCUCUUCUUCAAGAGGCCAUGAGAUUGCCCUUUAUCGUAACCCAAUAUCUUCCCAUCGCAGCAUCAUCUCGCCACAGGAAAAUGGCCACGAGAUCCAGAUUUUGCGACGAAAUCGAGCGGGCUCCAGAGUAAGCCAGCCGGUGAAUCCAGCUUCGCCGCAAGGGCACGAGCUUCCUUCACGACUGGCCAACGGUGCGUCCUACAGGCAGAGACAGGAGAUGUCCAGGACCAAUUCACAAGCAGUAAGAAGGGAGGCAGAGGGGCAGGUGAACAGGCAGACAGAGCCACAGAGGAGUGACAGGGAUCAGCAGCUCAGUGGGAACCAUGUUGAGCCUGACCCAGUUUAUCCAGAGGUUGAUGCACAUUACACACAGGGAUCUGAGAGGGUUCACCUAGAGGAGGCCCGUCUGCGCCCCGUGCUCUCCGGCAACAAUGGCGGUCUGGUGACAGAGGGAGUGCUGGAAGUGAAGCAUGCGGGGAGGUGGCGUCACGUGUGUGAGCGGGGAUGGGACCUGAGCAGCAGCCGUGUUGUCUGCGGCAUGUUAGGCUUCCCUGCCGCAGAGGCAUUCGACCAAGUCAGCUACAGGAAACUGUGGGACUCGAAGAUAGCUGAUCCAUCCUCCAGAUUUAGGACACAGAUUAGUAAAAAGGGCUACUGGGUGGAGAAGGUGCAGUGUCAGGGUUUGGAGGCCUCUCUGUCCCAGUGCCAGGCCCAGCUGUCCCUCCCCAGGAAUGACGUCCCAUGCAUGGGGGGCAUGCAUGCUGUGGUCCGCUGUACCCCCGGAUACCAGUUCGCACGCUAUGGAAGAGCACCUGCACCACCUGCCGUGUCGCCUGUGGUCCGGCUGAAGGCGGGGCCCCGUCUUGGGGAGGGUCGCGUCGAGUUGCUGCGCGAGGGCAAGUGGGGCACUGUGUGUGACCACCUGUGGGACGUGCCUGCAGCCAGCGUGGUCUGCAGAGAGCUGGGCUUCGGGACAGCCAAGGAGGCCCUCACUAAGGCUCAACUGGGACAGGGUACCGGCCCCAUCCACAUGAACAGCGUCCAGUGCACAGGCAGGGAGAAGUCCAUUACCGAGUGCACCUUCAGUCUGGUGCCACUUUACAGCUGCAAACACAACCGGGACGUAGCAAUCCGCUGCAAUGUGCCCAAAACUGGCUUGCAGACCACGGUGCGUCUGGCGGGAGGCAGGGAGCCGGCCGAGGGCCGGGUGGAGGUGCUGAUGGAGGUCGGAGGAGUGAAGCGUUGGGGCUCUGUCUGCAGUGAGAACUGGGGCAUCAAUGAGGCCAUGGCGGUCUGUCGCCAGCUCGGCCUAGGCUUUGCCUCAACAGCUCAUCAGGAAACCUGGUACUGGCCUGGUUCUUCAGAUGCUGGUGAGGUGGUGCUGAGCGGGACUCACUGCAGUGGCACCGAGAUGUCUCUUCAGCAGUGUCGCAGAAACACGCACGUCUACUGUCCCAGAGGAGGAGAUGGCAGAGCCGCAGGAGUGACGUGUGUGGAGACCGCUCCCGACCUUGUCCUGGACGCCCAGCUCGUCCAAGAGACAGCCUACCUGGAGGAUCGGCCCCUCCACCUGCUGACCUGCGCCAACGAGGAGAACUGCCUGUCCUCCUCCGCCGCCAGGAUGAACUGGCCCUACGGACACCGCCGCCUGCUGCGCUUCUCCUCCCGCAUCAUGAACCUGGGUUGCGCUGACUUCAGGCCCCGGGCCACCAGAGAAAGCUGGACUUGGCACCAGUGCCACAGGCACUACCACAGCAUUGAGGUGUUCACCCACUACGAUCUGCUCACCCUCAACGGGACCAAGGUGGCUGAAGGCCACAAAGCCAGCUUCUGCCUGGAGGACACCUACUGCCCCGAAGGUCUCCAUAAGCGGUAUGCCUGCUAUAACAUGGGACAGCAGGGUAUCUCAGUCGGCUGCUGGGACACAUACCGCCACGACAUCGACUGCCAGUGGAUCGACAUCACAGACGUACGACCUGGGGAAUACAUCUUCCAGGUGGAGGUGAACCCUUCUUUAGACAUGGCGGAGUCUGAUUUCCAGAACAAUAUAAUGCGCUGCCGGUGCAAGUACGACGGAGCCCGGGUUUACAUGUCUGGAUGCCAUGCAGGUGAUGCCUACAGUGCAGAGGUGGAGGACUUGUUUGACCACCAGCGUCACAUUUCCAACAACUUCCUGUGAAUAAAAAGAACACCCAGAUAUUAAGGACAGAACAACUGUACAACUUCUCACAACACCUCAACAUGUCAGGGGAAGCAGGGUUAAUGACAAUGACACGCCAGUAAAUAGAAAGAUGAGGGUCAGAGGGGGGAGGGACAGGGGACUGGGAUGGUAUGGGAGGGACGUCAGGCAAAAAAAAAAAGACUUAUUAGCAUCCUGAGACUGAAGAAAGAGAAAUGUUGGAAGAGGAAGACCAAACCAGGCCGUCGCAAGCAUCAUGCCACCAUGAUCAAACAUAGAGUAGUAUACAAUUUUACAAAAACCUUUUUUCAAUAAAUUGAAUUCCCUUGAUCAAAACCUAACCACAGUUAACAACAGUAAUGAUUUGAAGGCACUCGAGUACAACACCGCCUUUACUCGUACAGUACAUCGCCGGGCUGUUGUCCGUAUGCUAUCAACACAGGUAACAGACGCCUCCUGUGCGUUCACUCUUCUCACUACAAUAUGCAGUAUUUGCUGUCACAACUGUGUGGGUUUUUUUGGUUUUGAAUGAGAAUUUUUUUUUUUUUCAUGGUGCUAUUUUGCCUUGUUUGAAUAAAUUUUGUAAUGUAUUGCAAAUGUAUUGUCAUGUACAGUUUUAUAUUACCUCUCUGGAAUAUUGUUCUUUAGGUCUCUAAUUUAUGCAGAAUUUUAAUGUACUUUUGAGUUGAAACGUGUCCCUGUGUGGCUGUCUUUUUUUAAUGUUAAUUUUAUUAUGAUACAUAUUUUCAUUUUUGUUGGUUCUUCACAUGUUUAACACCGGGCGGAAUCGGAUGAGAUCUGGUCGUAGCAUGGCAUCGGGCCUUUAACGUUACUUGGUAAUGGUAGAGAAGGAAUAAAUGUCAGACUGACAAACUGUAUAUUUAUUUGAGAGGCACCGUUAUUUGUCUGCAGAAUUUUUAUAAUGCAGAAUACAAAUAAUAGUUAAUGCUACAGUUAAAGAUUUGGAGAAUCUGCUAACUAAAAAAGAUUCCCAUAUUUAACUGUGUAGUAAAGAUAAAUAACGCAACUUGGUUCCCCCUGAACAUUAGUUCAGGCAGAUUUUUUUUCUUGUGAAGUUAUAUUUUUGGGGUAUUUUUUAGCUUUUCUCAUAGGACAGUGAGUGUAGAGUCGUGAAAGGGGGACAGAGUGUGGAGAAGAGUCGACACACAGCAAAGGGCCGCAAGGGGGAACUGAACUUGACCCGCUGCAGGUAAGCUACCAGGCUCUGGUAGUUAAGACAGUGAAAGUCUCAGUGAGAGCACAGCAGUAUUAUGGUGACCCCCCCAGCAGAUGGAAAAAAUUAUCUAGUUACUGAUUUCUCAUCUUUUCCCAGGGAGUUUGAGCUUAACUGUCUUUUACAGUUGUUUCCAACCUCUUUGCCAUCGAUGAAAUACAAACACUAGAACAAAGCUCCCUGCUGUCAUGUUACAUAUGCUACACUUUAAAUAUGUGACUUUACUUCCGUCUCAAUUUUUCUGUUUAUGAGUUGGAAUAUAAUUUCAUUGUUAUAUAUAAGUAAUAUGAGAUAUCCACAUUUAAUGAGUAAAUAAAGGAAGUGACAAACA